UAUUUAAAAAAACUGAGGAAAGUGCGAAGAGCUAAGCCACUAAUAUUUGGUUUUAAAACGCUGGUUAAAACUUAAUUAGUGGUUUGAAAUGACUAUUUAUUUUGUAUUACACCCUGCAACUAAUAAUGAUCCAAGUUGGGGCUAGCAACACAAAGCUAUUGUGUCACAAGUGAAGUCUGGAGAGGGGAGUAUUUACGAAAACUAUUUUCAAACUAAUAGUAAAAGCUUACAUAACAUCAGCCUUAAAGUCCGUGUUAACUAAAUUAAAUUCCCUUUGCCAUUAGUACGUUACUUAAUGCAUGUGCUUAGCAUCAAAAACAUAAAAUCAACUUUCUUUUUCUCAUUUACAAUUUUCAUAGACUAUAUAUAAAACAUAUUCACCCUGAAACCUCAAUUUCAGUUUCUUGUCCAUUUCAUUUGUACCUCAUUUCCCUUCUUUAUUCCUCUGUGUCUUUGUGAGUCUUUUUGUAUUUUGCAGUUAUUAAUAUCAGAGAGAGAAAAAUCUCUUACACAUUUUUGAAACAGAACAAAAUUUAAUUCAACAUGGCUCUACAGAGACAUGUUCCAUUAUUGGUGCUACUGCUAAUUUUUUGGUCUAGCUCUUCAAACGCUUAUCAAAUCGACGUCGGUGGCAUAGAUGAUUUGAUUGCUAAUCCUUUUGAAUCUUAUAAUCAAUGGGCUAAACAAAUGAGAUUUCAAGUUAAUGACACUCUUUUGUUCAAGUAUAAGAAAGGAUCAGAGUUGGUUUUGGAGGUAAAUAAGGAUGAUUAUGACAAGUGCAAUAUAGAAAAUCCAAUCAAGAAAAUGGAAGAUGAAAACAACGUUUUCAAAUUUGAUCAUUCGGGUAUUUUCUAUUUUAGUAGUGGUAACAAGGAUAAGUGUAAAGAAGGACAAAAGUUUAUUAUUGUUGUUCAAGCCGUUACAACACUGUAUCCUUCAGCUCCGGCUCCGGCUGCUCAUAGUCCGAUGGAUGCUAUGUUGCCACAAGGGGACCCGGAUUCUCAUUCUUCGAUGGGUAAAACUCCGGUACCAUCACCUACACCUGUUGGUUCUCACUCAUCUCCGAAGGCACAUGCACCCGAAAUGGCUCCAAGUGGGGUGUCACCUGCCCCUACAGGUUCUCACUCAUCUAGUACGGGCCAUGCACCUGGAAAGGCGCCAACACCGGUGGAUGUGCCUCGAGAUACUAGUUCAGACCCACCUCAGACAACACAUGCACCAGGGGUGGCUCCAACUUUGGCCUCGCCUGGUCCUACUAGUUCUCACUCAUCUCCAACAUCCAGUGCACCUGAAAAGGCUUCAACACCUGAAUACUCGCACGGGGUUCCAAGUACUGGUACACAUCAAUCUCCUACGGCUCGUGCACCCAUAAAGGCUCCAACACCAACAUCAUCGGAUGUGCCUUCUGGUUCCCAUUUAGCUCCAACGGCUCAUGCGCCUGCAAAGGCUCUGACACCAACAUCGGCACAUGUGCCUUCCAGUUCUGGUUCACACCUAUCUCCAAAGGCUCAUGCACCAGGAAAUGCUCCAAGCAGCGCUUCACUUGCCCCUGAUGGAUCCCACUUAUCUCCGGUGGCACAUGCACCCGAAAAGGCUCAAACACCUGCAUUGUCACAUGUAUCUCCAAGUUCAAGUUCACACCGAUCUCCAGCAGCUCAUGCACCAGAAAUGACUCCAACCGGGGCAUCACCUGUUCCUGCUGGCUCUCACCCAUCUCCAAUUGCCCAUGCACCCAGUGAGGUGCCAACACCGUCAUCAUUGAAUGUGCCUCGUGCUCAUGCACCUGGAGCAGCUCCAAUCGGGGCAUCACCUUCGCCUUUUGGUUCCCACUCAUCUCCAACAGCCCAUGCACCCAUAAAGGUACCAACCCCGAGAUCAUCCAAUAUACCUUGGGGUCCGGGUUCCCACCCACCUUCUCCAAAUCAUCAUGUGCCAGGAAAGGCUCCAUCUGAGUCAUCACAUGCACCUGAUGGUUCUCACCCAUCUCCAAAAGCCCAUGCACCCGAAAAGGCUCCAACACACGCACCCUCACAUGUUCCCUCCAAUCCUUUCGCACACCUAACCCCGAGUGCUCAUGCACCCGAAAAGGAUCCAACACAUGCACCCUCACUUGUUCCCUCCAGUCCUCGCUCACAACAGACCCCAAGUGCUCAUGCACCCGAAAAGGCUCCAACACAUGCACCGGCAAAUGUUCCCUUGAGUCCUCUCUCACACCUAACCCCGAGUGCACAUGCACCCGAAAAGGCUCCAACACAUGCACCCUCACUUGUUCCCUCCAGUCCUCUCUCACACCUAACCCCGAGUGCUCAUGCACCCGAAAAGGCUCCAACACAUGCACCCUCACUUGUUCCCUCCAGUGCUAGCGCACACCUAACACCAAAUGCUCAUUCACCCGAAAAGGCUCCAACACAUGCACCCUCAGUUGUUCCCUCCGGUCCUUCCUCCCACCUAACCCCAAGUGCUCAUGCACCCGAAAAGGUUCCAACACAUGCACCCUCACUUGUUCCCUCCAGUCCUCACUCACAUUUAACCCCAAGUGCUGAUGCACCCGAAAAGGCUCCAACAAAUGCACCCUCACACGUUCCCCCAAGUCCUAACUCACACCUAACACCAAAUAUUCAUGCACCCGAAAAGGCUCCCGCACAUGCACCCUCACACGUUCCCUCCGGUCCUAGCUCACACCUAACCCCAAAUGUCCAUGCACCUGAAAAGGCUCCCACACAUGCACCCUCACACGUUCCCUCUGGUCCUAGCUCACACCUAACCCCGAGUGAUCAUGCACCCGAAAAGGCUCCAAUACAUGCACCCUCACACGUUCCCUCCGGUCCUCGCUCACACCUAACCCCAAGUGUUCAUGCACCCGAAAAGGCUCCAACACAUGCACCCUCACUUGUUCCCUCCAGUCCUAGCUCACACCUAACCCCGAGUGCUCAUGCACCCGAAAAGGCUCCAACGCCCGCACCUCCAACGGCUCAUUCUCCUACAUCUCAUGAUGCACCCCCAAUAACAUCCAACACAACUACUCCAGUUUCAUCUCCCACAUCAUCACCCACGCCACGAUCAUCAACAAACUCUCCGACAGAAAGUAUUUCUCCGGCCUCCAGCGACGACAACAUUCCGGCUUACAUUGAUUCACCAGCUAGUUCACCACUCAAUUCUCAAUCAUCAGCAAAGAAAACAUUCAUUUCAACAAUGUCUCUCCUUUUGACUGUGCUUUUGGGAGGAUUUGUUAUUUCACCUUUGGAAAUAAUAUUUUGACAUAGAAUAAUUAUACUUUUAUACUUACGAUAACACGUUAAUUUGUUGCGUCUCCCGGUUUAUAACUUUCUUUUUGUAUUAAUUUUGAUUUCUUGAAUUACAGUUGG
Capsicum annuum is the source of this 3365-nucleotide messenger RNA. Its product is annotated as extensin. The record is from RefSeq and is a predicted model, not a curated record. Lineage: Eukaryota; Viridiplantae; Streptophyta; Magnoliopsida; Solanales; Solanaceae. Gene Ontology annotation, molecular function: electron transfer activity. Bases 544 to 3258 code for a protein of 904 amino acids. Gene Ontology annotation, cellular component: plasma membrane. The transcript has 3 exons.